Molecule: messenger RNA, 4794 nt
Organism: Neolamprologus brichardi
Lineage: Eukaryota; Metazoa; Chordata; Actinopteri; Cichliformes; Cichlidae
Source: RefSeq, a predicted model, not a curated record
GGACCUCUGUGAGAGCAGUUUUUUGUCAGAGAGGCAGAGACGCCGAAGCAGCAUCAGCGCCGGGCGUACGUGGAGCCUUGGAGCAUCACUGGGGAGAGCGCACACAUCCACCACAAAGAGCAGGCUGAAAUAACGCGACGACACUUGAACGAUUAUUUUAUAAACGCGUCUUCUUACUGAUUUUUAUUUUUAUUAUCUUUGUGUUGGUUUUAUUUUCAUUCUUGUACUGGAGGAGGCGAAAAAAAGACCGAGCAAAGCUUCACUGCGGCUAAUCAAUUUCCUUUUUCCAGACCUGGGAAUUACAAUGAAACAUGUAGGUGACACAUUCCCAUUCACUAUCCGCGAAUCACAAUAGGGAUCCCAGCGGAGGCGACAAAGAAGGAAGCAGGGGAAAAUGGUGACGGGUGCCGCAUCUAUAGGAUCAGCAUCCUCCUCUCCGUGGAGCCCCUGCGUAAAAGAAAAAUCAGUGUGAAAGCCGGCGAAGAAGUGGACGCGAACCUGUGAGAGACAGGAAGAAGAAACAGAGUGAAGGAUCUGAUCCGGACCGUCGCUGUGCCAAGUGGAGGUUUUCCUGGAGGACUUUCUCAGCUGUUUUCCGAGCCGAGGCUCUGACUUCCUGCUCCUUUUCCACUCUUUUUUAUUUUUAUGUGGUUGGAAUCGCGAUUUCUGACCGCUCUUUUGUUCCGAUCACGACCAAAACCAGGUGCCAAACCGACUGUGUCAAGAGAAGAAGCAAAAAAAAUCGACAACUCUUCAUAUAAAGAGUUCAUUUAGUCACCCAGCUUUGGACACAUCACCCACAAAUACAUCAAAACAUCCAACGUCCCAUUAAAACCACACUGAAUUUCAAGAUAACGUCUGUAAAAGUUUAUAUACCCAUCCCGUUUGGUCGGUGUUUGCUGCUUUUAAUGUUAGAACGUCGUGAUUUUUCUCACUGGGGCGGCGAUCAGUGCAUUAUUGGUUCAAAGUGCUUUAUAGACAAAUCCUCCAGCUGUCGGUCUGCUCAUGGUUAUGCAUAGCAGAGGAGGCGUGUGGUAAGCUGUGAUAACUGACGGCGUUUGACUGACAGGCACGUCAAACAGAUAAACAGAGGCAACACCGCCGCCGCCGCUGCUAUCUCAAAGGCUCGGAGGUACGCCGUCGUUUCAGUCUGCGCUGUGAAACACUGUUGACACUUUGCCUAUCUCCUUCUUCCAGUCGCUUCUCCGAGAGAGGCCUCUCGCCCUUUCGUCGUCUUCUGUUUCCUCCACGCGUGGCUCUUGAUUACGCCGCUAAAAAAAACCCCUUUAUCUACUCCCAGUGACCUCUUAAACCUUUUUUGCGUUCUUCCUUUUAUUCUAUUAAAAACAUGCAAUUUAAAACCUUUCACUGUACUUUCAUUUUUUGUGGAAGGAAAUCAAAUUUGUAAAGAUAUUUAAAAAACAAAACAAAAAAGAACAUAACCUAAAGCCAUACUGAACACCAGCCAUACGAAUACAUUUACAGAGCUCACGAUGUUGAAGGUUCCUGCAACAAAGUGAUCCUCGGUCACGUCGGUGCACGCACACACACAUUCAGGGAGUCGACGAAGAAACUGCUAGUGACCCGAAAUUUCAUUCCUUUGGAUGAAAGAGCGGCUUUGUACGUUUUUUUCUACCUGCGUGUUUUUAGAUCGCACAGCCUGCGGUGUCGAGCGUGGCGAGCGUCGAGUUCCCGUCAUCACCCUGCGUUCCUCUGUGUUGACGGAUGAAUCCGGACAGUUUCAUGUCUGUUCUGUGGGCAGAACCUCGCUGCCCUGCUAGAACCGGGCCCAAGCCCUCCUUCGUCCUCUUCUGCUGGGCCAAGCUCAAUUCCGAGCAAAGACACUCGCGCGAGGGUAUCAAACGCACAUAGAUCCUCGCUUUCUGUCGUCUCUUCCUGUAAUUCAUCCACCGGAUCCUCUCCAUCGAUCACUCUUCUGUGAAUGCCUUGACGCGCUCGCUUAAUGAACUGAUGUCUGUCCUCCGGUAGCUGCUGGAAGGACUUUUUUUCUUAUAGAUUCGAUGCUGCUUAACGCCGUCAGUGAUAGUACCUUUAUUAGUCGCGCUCACAGCCCACGACUCAUAAACUCACCGUUCCAUCGUUCGAAACCAAAAUUUCAAGCAUACUGACCUUUACUGCUCCUCUUCCUCUAAAUUCUUCGAAAGGGAGAUUUGGUUUAUUGGGCAAACUGUGAGCGCGGUGUAAGAGAAGUUUAAGUAACAGCUUGUGCCAAAUUUACACGGACUUCCUCUUGGCUUGUUCACCAAACAGAGCUGAGAUCUCUAAAGCUGCCAGCACUGUUGUUUACAGACACGAGACACACGGAGCUCGAUGUUGAAUUUGAUUUCAUUUCCAUGUAUAAUUUUCACGCGUUAGUUCUCCACCCAGGACAACAGAAGUGCCAAACUCCGAGAAGAAUACACCCAGCGUCUGUCAGAGCUCAUUGACUACAAAGUUUACAUCCAGCGCUAAAUGUUUACAGACCACAGUUUCCAUUGCAGUUUCUUACAUGACUUUUGUGCCAUAAACAGCUCCCAGAACGCCCUGCAUUCAGAGACAUAGGACUCUUCUUCUGGACGAGUCAUUACACGACGAGUUUACAGUUUUUCAUACUCAUUUUGUUUACAGAAAACGUCUCAAUACUGCCUGUUUUGAAGAUUUUUGGCCAACGGACUGUAAAACGGCACUUUGUCGACCGACAGACCAAAAUUAAACAUUUAAUACCUGCUGCCAUAAAACAAACCCACAUUAUUCUCUAUUUCUAAUCAAUUUUAAGUUAGAUUACUUUAGGUCUACAGCCAUUGUACAGACACAUCGCAUAGGGCCUAAAAAACUCUAAAAGACCUCAAUGUUUACAAACGCUGCUUAUGGGAAGGAUUUGUAUUCAGAGGGAAAUGUUUACAUUCAGAUGACGGAGUGACACGCCAAACGCAUUCAUGAAACACUGCUCGAACAACGCGAAUCUGCUGAAAUCCAACCCGAGGGAUUAGUUCAUCAGACUGCAGAUAAAACUUUUCGUAAUGGAGGUUUUUUUUGGAGGAUCUCGCUGACAUUUGAAGCCGUUUGUGACUUUUUUGGCUCGAGAACUUUGUGAUAAAACAAUGACGUCUAAAAUAUUAAAGGGGAUGCUUUGCUUAUCCCUUAUCCUCUUGCUUUUCUCCUGCCUCGCUGUUUCCACUGUAACCAUCACCACUCGGCGACGCGCUGUCGAUGGCGAUAUCAGGACUCUGAGCGGCAGGGGCGGCUCUGCCGCUGCUGGUAAAACGAGUACCACCUUGUUCCUCCUGACGGGCUACAAGCCGCCGCUCCCACGGCUGCCUGCCGGACCCGAAGUGCCGCCGAAAGCGGCAGAGGUGGAAGACGGGGAUGAUCCGCCGGUCAUGGCUGAGCUGCCGCCAAAGCCCCUCCCUCAGACCAUGUUGCCAAGGAACGUAACGGCAGCACUGAAGCCUCCGCUCGGCGCGGCCCAGGUGGCUCCUGCCCCGAGACAGCUGGUGGACGUGGACCUGUGCAAGGGUUACUAUGAUGUGAUGGGGCACUUUGACAACUCGUUCAACUGCUCCCAGGGCAGUUACAUCUACUGCUGCGGCACCUGCCACUACCGCUUCUGCUGCGAGCACCAGAGGAACCGGCUAGAUCAGGAUUCCUGCACCAACUACAAGUCCCCCGACUGGGCUGACCCGCAGGUGCCCGUCACUGUGGUCGCGGUGAAAACCGACCCCGACUUUGAGACGUUUCCGCAGCAGAGCAGCAGUACGGCCUAUGUGAUCGGAGGUGUGAUCUCCUUCACUGUGGUGGUGGCCGUGGGCGUCAGGAUCGCCUUCAGCAAGGUGGCUCGUCGACCCCGAAACCGAGACAUCAACAUGCCCAGAUCACUGGUGGAUAUCUUGCGUCACCAGUCGAGCCCCGUGCAGCAGGGCGAGAGGAACAACAGCACAGUGCUGACGACCACCUCGGACGGACGCACGUCCAAAAACCUGUACACCCCCAUCCUGCAGAUCAAAGACAACCGCACUGGGAACUUGCACCAUCAUUUUAACCAGCAGGGGUCUGCUUCCAGCCCCAAACACUCUGCUACCAUCGAGCGUGGAUCCCGCAUGAACAACACCCCACAGCUCACUUCCGGGCCCACCCUGAUUUCUGGUAGCAGCAAAGGCGCGGGAGGCGGCGGCGGCGGCGUCUUGAGACACAACAGCAGCCACCCGUCUUUCUCGCACUCCUUCCACAACCUGGCUCAGCUGCCACCGUCCUACGAUGCAAACAUGAAACCUGAGAUCAACCGCUACAGCUCGCUGAAGAGGCUGGAGAAAGAACUUGAUGAGUAUUCCAGCUACUACAACUCCAAGCGCCGCUCCAACAACGCUCCGCCCUCCUUCUACUCCUCUCAGCACCACCUGCCCUGGGGAGGGGACUACACGCUGGGAUCGAGAGGCACGCUACCCCUCCACGGCUCUCGGCCCCACCUCCACAUGCCGCCCUCCACCCCGAACCCGUACCCGCUCCCUUCCCAGUCGCAGUACACCAGCUCCAGCUUCGAUAGGCCACCGCGCCGUGUCCGCUCCCAGGACCAGCUGCUGGCAUUCGGGGAAGGCAACACUCUGUCCCGCCUGUCCAAGAACCAGCAACACCAGUACUACAAAGCCAUGAUGAGCACCAGCAGGAGCUCUACAUCACAGACGCUGCGCAGGUGAGAUCGGGGAUAAGAGGUGAGGUGUGAUCAGAUAGGACAGAGAGAAGCAGCAGAUGAAAUACUAAAGACAAAGGAGUCAGAUCAGAGAAGAGGAAGACGAGAGA